AUGAAGAUUAUCACAUGGAACUGCCAAGGUGCAGCGUCUAAGCAAUUCCUUAGAGCUGCAAAGUAUUUGUUGAACGAGCACAGACCGGAAAUUUUCUGUUUAAUGGAAACUAAGACCUCUAGCACUAAUGCGGAUGCAGUGUGCAGCAGGCUUGGUCUUGACAGAUGGGCAAGGGUAGAAGCCCUUGGGUAUAGUGGUGGAAUCUGGAUUUUAUGGUCGGACGCACUAAAGCUGGAAAUUCUUCACUCUAAUCCCCAGUUCGUGCACCUUCUUAUCAAGGAAAAUUCGGGUAGACAAUGGAAUUUUUCGAUGGUUUAUGGGAGCCCUUCCCUCCACCUUCGCCGGCGACUUUGGAGAGCCCUUAGCAGGAACAAAGUGCAGGUGAACCACCCUUGGCUCAUUACGGGCGACUUUAAUGCAAUAGUAAGUAAUGAAGAAUGUUCUAAUCCCAGUAACCCGGGAGCCCAUAGGAACGGUGACUUUAGAAAUUGGAUUUUUGACGAAGCGCUGAUCGAUCCUGGGCUUACUGGGCAAAGAUUUACCUGGUAG
Messenger RNA from Ipomoea triloba (trilobed morning glory), 549 nucleotides. RefSeq lists its product as uncharacterized. The transcript has a single exon. Bases 1 to 549 code for a protein of 182 amino acids. Gene Ontology annotation, molecular function: catalytic activity. The record is from RefSeq and is a predicted model, not a curated record. NCBI's taxonomy places the organism in Eukaryota, Viridiplantae, Streptophyta, Magnoliopsida, Solanales, Convolvulaceae.